UCCGUCCCUUCAAAUCAACACAAGCAGCCAGCCAGCCAGCAAUCAGCCAAAUUUUACGAACGUUCAGCUAAAUAUUUCGAAUUGUCAAUUGUCUUAUCGAGUAGUGAUUAACUAUUCUUACUGCUUCAUCCUAUUUACCAACUCCAAGUUGUAAAAUAGACUCGUCAACUGCCUGAGGUGAAAAUGUCGCACACAAUUUUGCUGAUGCAGCCCGGGCCGAAACCGGAAACUCGAACGUACAGCGACUUCGAAUCUGUGAACGAGUGCAUGGAAGGUGUUUGCAAGAUUUACGAAGAACACUUGAAACGACAGAACCCACACACACCUUCCAUCACCUACGAUAUCUCACAACUCUUUGACUUUAUCGACCAAUUGGCGGAUCUCUCUUGUCUUGUUUAUCAGAAAAGCACAAGCACCUAUGCACCCUACACAAAGGAGUGGAUCAAAGAAAAAAUCUACAUCCUUCUCCGUCGCCAAGCUGCUACUGCUGUCUCAUAAUUAGUUAGUACUGUCUUAUAAAAACAAGUUAUGCUAUAAACCCGAAGCAAGAAAGGCCAUCUCAUCCUACUUUACAUGUAUGUAUACAUUUGCGUCAAGUACAUUAUUAUAAAUAUUAAUUAUUACCAUACCUCCUACGACGUUUCGUUUAUGUGAUCGUAGUAGUAGUAGGAUACAAGCAUUAUCUUUUUUCUGCUAUUGACUUUUGUAAAAACGUUGCUUAUUGUACGUAAAUUAUAAAUUAUAAUAAAGUCGGCAUUUUAUAUUUGUUGAAAAA
This is a messenger RNA of Folsomia candida, 775 nucleotides long. RefSeq names its product enhancer of rudimentary homolog (gene e(r)). Bases 184 to 498 code for a protein of 104 amino acids. The transcript is spliced from 4 exons. The record is from RefSeq and is a predicted model, not a curated record. Lineage: Eukaryota; Metazoa; Arthropoda; Collembola; Entomobryomorpha; Isotomidae.